GCUGCGUGACAGUUGCCGCGGGGGGCGAGCGAGCCCGGCCAGGGGGAGGGAGUGUAAACAGAGCGAAGGCGGCGCCGCGUCGGCCCCGCAGUCGCUGGGGACCCGCAAGGAGCCCCAGAGGAAGAUGGAAGCAGCCGAACGAGAGCAGCGGCGCAGAAAGGUGGAGGCCGGGAGGGCGAAGCUUGCUCACUUCCGACAGAGAAAAACAAAAGGUGACUGUGCGAAUUCGGAGAAAAAGACGUCGAAGAGGAAGGGCUCGGCUGUCGAUGCGCCUGUCCAGGAGGAGAGUCCGGUAGCCAGCGAGGACGGCGCACGCCUUGGAGGAGGGGCUGUUUGCAGAAGUACGGCGUGUAUCGACAGCCCUGAUGCGGAAAGAGGGGCAUUUGCAGCUCAGGCCACGUCCUUUGGUUUCCUUCCCCAAGAACGUGAACAGGAAUGUGAACCUGAGAUUGCUGAGCUCGUGGGCAGACCCGACGGGCAGCAGCAGACACAGACGGUGCACAGCCUUGAGCUGGAGGCGCUGCGCCUGAGCCUGAGCAACAUGCACACGGUGCAGCUGGAGCUGAUGCAGGCCAACCUGCAGAAGGAGAAGGAGACGGCGCUGACGGAGCUGCGGGAGAUGCUGAACAGCCGGCACGCCCAGGAGCUGGCCCUGCUGCAGAGCAGGCAGCAGCACGCGCUGGAGCUCCUCAGGGAGCAGCAUGCGCGGGAGAAGGAAGAGAUGGCGCUCAGGCGUAGCCAGGAAACAGCUGAGCUGAAGGAGAAGUUACAAUCAGAGAUGGAGAAAAAUGUCCAAGUAAUGGAGGCCCUGAAGCAAGACUGGGAAUCUGAAAGAGAUUUAUGCUUAGAAAAGCUACGCAAAGAGUUAUCUGCAAAGCAUCAGUUAGAAAUGGAGGAUUUACGAAGCCAGUUUCAGGAAGAAUUGGCAGAACAGAAAGCUGAGUUGGAAAAGAUUUUUCAAGCCAAAAACCAGGCUGAAUCUACCCUUGAGAAUCUGGAAGCUCAACAUGAAGCAGUCAUUAAAAAGUUGCGUGAAGACCUACAGUCUGAACAUUGCCGUUACUUAGAAAACUUGGAGUUAAAAUUCAAAGAAAAGGAAAGAGAAAAACAGCUAGAGCUGGAGACCCUGCAGGCGUCGUACGAAGACCUGCGGGCGCAGUCGCAGCAAGAGAUCCGGCACCUGUGGUCGCAGCUCGAGUCUACGGGAACCAACAGGCAGGAACUGAACGAGUUACGUGAGCAGCUCCUGGCGAGAGCAUCUCGUGUGGAAGAACUGGAAAACCUGAAGCGAGAUUUUGAACAGCAGCAGCAGCAAGAAAAAUCCCAGCAUGAAUCCGAACUGGAGCAAUUGAGAAUUUAUUUUGAAGAGAAAUUAAGGGAUGCCGAGAAAACCUACCAAGAAGACCUGAUUCUGUUACAGCAUCGGCUGCAGGAGGGGAAGGAAGAUUCUGUACUGGAGUCUGUGGAAAUCAGUUCACCGUGUGCUUGUUUGGAAGAGACGCCUGAAAAAGAAAAAACAGGUUGUCUUGAUCAACUUGACCUUCAACCUGAGCAACAUGAGGGGAGCCCACGUUUCCAGGCGGACGUGGGAGGAAACCAGGGGCAUCAGUCAGAAGCACCAAAGUCUCCUCUCCACACCCAGCAUGACGGGGACAUCGCGGACAGACGCCGCUGGGAGACAGAGGUGUUGGGGCAGGAGCAUCUGGAGCUCGAGUGGCUUCCAGCUGCGUCCUCGGAGCACAGCCAAGAGCUUGCUCUGGUGCGUCCCCUGUGUGCACACGAUGCAGCCCUGGAGGCUGACAUGGAAGUGGCUGCCAGAGUCUUGAAUUUGGACACUGAGCACAAAGUUAAACUUUCACUUCUUCAGACUGAGCUCAGAGAAGAAAUUGAACUCUUAAAGAUAGAAAACAGAAACUUACAUGAGAGGCUGCAGCAUGCAAUCGGUGUGAAAGAGGACUUGGAGAAGGUAAAGCAUAAUUUAGUUGAAGCCCACCAGGAAGAACUGACUAAAACUAAGGAGAAGAAUCAGCUAAUGAAACAGGAAUUAAAAAAAAAAGAAGCCGAGUGGAAAGUUCUAAGUGAGGAUCUAAAGAGAGAAGCUGAAGAGAAGUUAACGCUGAUGCUUUUUGAGCUGAGAGAAAAGGCUGAGUCUGAGAAGCGGUUGGCACUGAAUAAGUUUGAGCUCCGGGAGGAGGAAAUGCGGCAGCUGCAGGACCAGCAGGCCACGCAGAUCCGGGCCCUGGAGCAGUCCCUGGCGGAGCAGCAGGGCCGCCUGCAGCAGCUGGAGCAGGGGCUGGCCGCGGAGGAGCCGCCGCUGGGCAGCCCGUGUGGGGACAGGGAGCAUGUGCCCCGGGUGCAGGAGGACUGCGCCCUGCAGCUGAUGCUGGCCCGGAACAGGUUUUUAGAAGAACGUAAAGUGAUCGCAGAGAAAUUCAACGCAGAGCAAGACGCCGUUCUGCGGGAGGCCGAGGAGAAGCACGCCCGCGAGCUGCAGCUGCUCCAGGAGAGACACCAGCAGCAGCUCCAGGCCGUGUCGCGGGAGCUCGAGGCCAGGCACCAGGCUGAGCUCCAUGAGCUGGCUGCCUCCGUGGAGAACGAACAGCGGGCUCUGCUGGACGCUCGCGUGGCCGAAUUGCAGGCGAAACAUGCUGCCGAAAUCCGUGCUUUGGAAGCGAGACAUCGGUCCAGCCUGGACUCGGUGGAGUCCUGCUGCCUGGCUGAGAUGCAGACGGUGCGGGGCGAGCACAGGCGGGCCCUCGCGCGUUUGCAGGCGGACUUCACGGAACAGCUGCAGAGGAAGGACGCUGCUCACCAGGCGGUCUUGUCUCAGGAGUUGGAGAAACUUAAGCUGAAACGUGACGAGGAGCUUCAGUCUGCGCAGGACGGGCCGAGAGCUGACACGAGCGCUGGGCCCGUCACCAGCUUGGAGGCCCCGGCCCCAGAGCUGCCGGGAGCGCGCCAGGGUGAGUUUGAAAGUGAGAAGAAAGCUGCUUUGCAUGCAGAACAGGAGCUACGUAGACUUGGGAGCCAGCAGGCACGGGCUCUCUGCCCGAAGGAGAAGGAAUCUUUGUCCCUGCAGCUUCAGGAGAAGGAUGACCAAAUCCAGCAGCUGGAAGAACAAGUUUUGUCCUUAAGCCACAAGGUGGAAGAGAGCCGUUCUGAACUGGAGAUGCUGCAGCAACGGCGUGAAAGGGAGAACCAGGAAGGCGAGAACCUCAUCUCCAUGCUCAAGGCCGACGUCGACCUGUCUCACAGCGAAAGGCGGGCUCUCCAGGACGCCCUGCGGAGGCUGCUGGCCUUGUUUGGAGAGACCCUGCAGGCAGCCGUCGCCCUGAGGAGCCAGAUUGGAGAACGCGUGGGGCUCUGCCUGGACGAUGCAGGUGCAGACCAGGCCCUGCCAGCAGCUCCGGCGCUUGACGAGACGUGGUCUGACGCGGCCCUGCUGGAGGUGGACAGGACUGUGUCUGAGUGUGCGGAGAUGUCCUCCGCGGCUGAGGUCAGCAGUCAUGUCCGCGAGAGCUUUCUGAUGAGCCCCGACAGCGCGCUGGGGUGUGAGCAGACGGUCAGGAGAGUCUACCAGAGCCUGGGCCUCGCCGUGGACGGCCUCCUGGCGAUGGUGCUGGACUCCACCAGGCAGCUGGAGGAAGCACGACAAAUUCACUCUCGUUUUGAAAAAGAAUUCAGUUGUAAAAAUGAGGAGACGGCGCAGGUCAUUAGGAAGCACAAGGAGCUGCUGGCGCACUUGGAGGAGCAGAGCGCGGCCAAGGCUGGGCUGGAGCUGCAGCUGCACACGGCGGAGGGCAUCCUGGAGGGACUGAAGGUGGAGAAGGCGGAUCUGCAGGAGGUGCUGGGCCGGAAGGAGGAGUCAGAGCGGCACCUCGUCCUGGAGCUGGAGGGCCUGAGGCGGCAGCUGGGGCAGGCGGUGCGGGAGCAGGCGGCGCUGAAGGAGGAAUACGGCCACCUGUGGAGCCAGAAGGAAGCUUGGGCCGCGGAAGCGGAGGAGAGAGAGGCAGCACUUCGCAAGGAAGUGGAAUGUCUGACCAAGGAGCAGUCGGAGACGCGGAAGCAGUCUGAGAAGGACCGCUCGGCCCUGCUCUCCCAGAUGAAGGUUCUGGAGUGUGAGCUGGAGGAGCAGCUCUCUCGGCACCAGGGCUGUGCCAGGCAGGCUGAGGAAGUCACCGCCCUGAAGCAGCAGAUGGCUUCUCUGGACAAGCACCUGCGCAACCAGCGGCAUUUCAUGGACGAGCAGGCCGCGGAGCGGGAGCACGAGCGCGAGGAGUUCCAGCAGGAGAUCCAGAGGCUGGAGGGGCAGCUCCGCCAGGCGGCCCGGCCGCAGCCCCAGGGCCCCCUGCACAGCCCGCAGCGCACACGGCCGGAUGAGGAGGUUGAAUUGUUACAACAGAAGUUGAGAGAAAAAUCAGAUGCAUUUAACGAAUUGGUUAUAAAGAAAGAGUUGGCAGAUAGACGAGUGCUAAUCCAGGAAGAAGAAAUUAAACAUCUGGAAGAGAUGAAUGCCGACACCAGGAGAAAAGCGGUCCAGCUCCAGGAAGAACUGGAGAAACAGAAAAAAGCUGUGAAGGAAUUACAAGACAGAGAGGCGCUAAAGGAGCAGCAGAUGACUCACUUGCUUCUGGAGUCCACACUGCAGUCUGAACGGGGUGAGGACAGGUGUCCCGGGCCUCCCGCAGACAGCCCUCCCGCGGGUCCCGAGGUGCCAUGGGAGGCAGCGCAGAGGGCGCCCCUGCAGCGCGACGGCGAGGUCUUAGACUUAAAAGGACAUCUGGAGGAGACUAAAGAUGACUUAGUAAAUACAAAUGAAGAGGCACUAUAUCAGAAUUUAAAAUCAGAUGUGCAGAACACCCCGACGGCCAUGAGCAUCAGAGAACUUGAGGAAGAGAAUGCCAAUCUAAAGGUCGUGUGUGCCAGAAGUUCCGAAAUUGAAGAGCUGAAAGCCACUAUUGAAAAUUUGCAAGAGAACCAGGAACGAUUACAAAAGGACAAAGCAGAGGAAAUCGAACGGCUCCACGAAGUCAUCGAGAAGCUGCAGCAGGAACUGUCCAUCACAGCGCCCGCGAUGCAGGGGGCCAGCGACAGCCGGGUGGGAAGUCUGCAGAGUGAGCUGCUCUGCUCCCAGGCGGAGGGCCCCUGCGGGCAGGCGCUGCAGGGCGAGCUCCAGGCUGCACUUGCGGCCAAGGAUGCCCUGAGCCAGCUGCUGGCCGACCAGGCCCACAGGCACAGCCAGGCCCUGCAGGCCCUGCAGCAGCAGCUGCAGGGUGCGGAGGAGGCCGCCGCACGGCAGCUGGUGGAGCUGGGGCGCAGUGCGGCCCUUAGGGAGGCUGAGGUCGAGGGCAUGGCCACCCGGGUCCGGGAGUUCGAGGCUGCACUAAAAGCAAAGGAAGCGACGAUUGCUGCGAGAGACUUAGAGAUUGACGCUGUGAACAGGUGGAAAGCGGCCCACUCCAGCGCGCUGAAGGCCGUCCUGUCGGCCGUGGCCCGUUUCCGCGGUGCCCUGGAGCAGCAGCCCCUGGCCGGCCCAGCCGAGCCCCCUGAGCUGCAGCGGCUCCGAGCACAGUGUGUCCGUCUCAGCCGCCAGCUGCAGGUGCUGAACCAGCGGUCCCUGAGGUGCCAGAUGGAGCUGGACAGACAGCAGGCGCACUGGGCCUGCCGGCACCCUGGCCUGGAGGGCAGCACCGAGCCGCGGGUGCUCAGGGAUGCGGAGGCGCCGGAGCAGGGUGUCAGCAGCAGGCGGCUGACCUCCGGUCUCCGUGGCCGGGACCAGGACCCACGGGGUGAUUUGCCGCCUGCCAAAGUCCUGGCGGUGCCGAAGGACCCGGGUCUCCACACGCAGGACAGCGCGACGCCGGUGCUCACCGCCUGCCAGAGGCAGCUGCAGUCAGAGCUGCUCCUGCUGAAAAACGAAAUGCGCUCGAGUCUGGAGGGCGGCGGCGCGGCUGGGGGAAGCGCGAAGGGUAAGGACAAAGGACUGGAAGAUUGUCAGCUGCAGAAAGUCGAUCUCAUAGCUCAGGUGAAACAACUUCAAGAAAAAUUGAACCAUCUGGUAUAUUCUGUGACCUUCCAGGAUGUCAACACUGCAGAUUUUAAAUUUCAACAGCCGUUGGCAUCAGCAUUUGGGUCAGCAAACAGUUCGAGUGAUGGUUCCCACAAUGGUGAAGAGACUGACAAAUCGCCUCCUGUGGAUGCAUUUGAUAUCCACAGAACCACGAGGGAUCUAACUGAUGCUACCAAAGAUCAGGAUUAUUUGAUAAGUGAAAUGCUAGAUUUUCCCAUUCAAGAAAAAUCAGAACUGCAGGAUGGGUCCCAUUCUUUACCAGCCCCUGUGCAUGGCGGUGCCCUGAGCCGCAGUGACCUGGCCAAGCCCCUGAAGAGCCCGGUCAGGGUGCUGGACCUGUCCUCCUGGAGCUCCCCCGAGGUCCUCAGGAAGGACUCAGCCCUCGAGCCCCAGCCCAGCCUCCCCCUGACGCCCCGCUCCGACGUCCUGAGCCUGCGCAGUGCCGAUGCCUCCCUGCAGGACGGGACCCAGGCCUCGCUGCUGCUGGCCGCUGAGCCGGGGCUGCUUUGUUCCCCGGGCGUGUCUGCAGCAGGACAGGCCCCACCGUGGGCAGAGUCUCCGCCGGCCGACCACCAGCCUGUGGAGAGGAUGCCUGUGGAGAAAGAUGUCGAAGAUUUUAUCAUAACAUCUUUUGAUUCUCAAGAAACGUUACGUUCACCUCCUCCCGGGUUAGAAGAAAACAAUGACGGAAGUGAAGAAAGUGACAGCUCGGGUUUCAGAGGGAAACUGAGCCCACGAUCAGGGGGACCCGAGGCUCCCGCUGGUGGCCCUGUCUCCAGAAGGUCUCGACAGCCGCCAGCAGCCAUGAAAGGGAAGGACGUCCAGGCACAGCACGUGAAGGCCUUGCUGCAGAUGGUGCGCGAGGAGAGCUGCCAGAUCCUGGCCCUGUCGGAGGGCUGCGGGCCCCCCAGCGCUCUGGGCAGAGGGGAGCCAUGCGCACUCCUGGACCCCAUCCCAAGGGAGGGGCAGGGCCUGCUGGAAGCAGCACCCCCAAAAGGGGAGAAGGAGCCUUCCGAUGUGCGCCUUGGUUGGAGGGGGGAGCUUCUGCAGGUUGUGCAGGCGGCGUUUGACAAGGAGUGGAGGACGCUGAAGCUCCCGCUGCAGCCUGGACUUGGCAGCUCAGACCCAGGCCGCGACUGCCUGUUGGAGAGGCUGGAGAAGGUUGUCCAAGUGCAGGGAGACCUGCAGGAAACGUCCCUGGAGCACCUCCGCGGGCCGGACCGGAGCAGCCUGCUGUCCGAGGUGCAGGCCCUGCGUGCCCAGCUGCGCCUCACGCACCUGCAGAACCAGGAGAAGCUGCAGCAGCUGUGUGCGGCGCUGACCAGCGUGGAGGCCCGUGGGAGCUGGCAGGAGCACCAGCUGCGCAGGCAGGUUGAGUUAUUGGCAUACAAAGUCGAGCAGGAAAAAUGCAUCGCGAGCGACCUGCAGAAGACCCUCAGUGAGGAGCAGGAGAAGGCCAACGGGGUUCGGAAGCUCCUGGCAGCGGAGCAGAGUGCCGUGAAAGCUCUGAAGUCCGAGCUCUGUGAGUGCAGGCAGGAGAACGAGAGGCUGCUGAAGUCCCUGGACGACGUGCAGCAGGAAGUCCUGCAGCUGAGAUCCAUGCUGGACGGCAAGGAGAGCAACCUGCAGGCUGCGCUUCAGGAGCUGGAGUGUGAGCGCGGGAAGGAGCGUGUCCUCCAGAGCCGGCUGGAGGAGCAGCAGCUUCGGCACCUGCAGAGGGAGGGCCAGAGCUCCAAGUCCCUGGAGGAGUUACGAACGUCCUUGGAGAAGCAGCGUGCACAGAGCAGCCGGCUCGGCGUUGCCCUGAAGCACGAGCAGACGGCCAGGGACAACCUGCAGAAGGAGCUGCGCAUCGAGCACUCGCGCUUCGAGGCCCUGCUGGCGCAGGAGCGGGCCCAGCUCUGCCAGCUGCAGAAGGACCUGGAGGCCGAGAAGAGCCACUCGCUGGAGCUGUCGGAAGCUUUGCAGCAUGAGCGGCUCCUCACGGAGCAGCUGAGCCGGAGCACGCAGGAGGCCUGCGCCCAGCAGGACGUGCAGGCGCAGCAGGCCCUGCUGCGGGAGCUGCAGGAGGAGAAGGCCCGCGUGCGGGAGCUGCAGGCGGUGCUGGACACGGUGCAGCAGCAAGCCGUGCACACGCAGCAGCAGCUGGAGGAGCUCCGGAGAGAGAAGGAGGUAAGUGCUGCGUUGACGGCAACCGUGGGAGCUCUGCAGACCCAAAAGCGAGAGCUGAGACGCUGUCUGGAGAGAGAGAGGGAGCAGCCAGCGUGGUUGCAGGCAGACUUAGCGCAGUCACACUCACGAUGGAAAGAGCCAGAAGGACCCGAGGACACACGGAGCACAGCGGAGACGAGGCAGAGCCGGGCACGUGCGGGGCAGUGGAGGAAGUGGCAGAGAGAAAAGGAGAAGCUGCGAGAGCUGGAGCUGCAGCGGCAGCGUGAGGAGCACAAGAUCCGCCAGCUCCAGCGGACGGUGCGAGAACUGGAGUCAAAGGAAGAGGCGCUCCGCAGCGGCCUCCACCGGGGCGCUCCUCGAGGGGCCUGCGGCUCCGACGGGCCAGACCAGCUCCGGGAACAGCAGCAGGAGCUGGAGAAGAUCAGGCAGCAGCUGCUCUGCACUGCCGGGCUCCUCACCAGCUUCGUCCGCCAGACCGUGGGCAGGACCUUCAGUGACUGGGCGUCGUCCAAAGAGAAAGCAGUGGCGUCUUUGCUGCGCACGUUGGAGGAGCUGAAGCCCGAGCUGAGCAGGCCCACCCCCUGCCAGAAAAAAAUGGCAGCAGAGCUACAAGUCCAGCUUGUGGAGGUCCUGCUGCAAGACAAUGACUCCCUCACAAAAGCGCUCACCGUGGCGGCCGAGGAGAAGUCGGAGCUGAGCAGGGCCGUGUCCAAGCUGGAAAAGACCCUGAAGCACCAUGUGCAGAAGGGCUGUGCCCUGAGCAGGUUGGACAGGCCCACGUGGAGGCAGGACCGCACGGUGCCGCAGAGCUCACAGCACUCAGACCUCGGACGGCCCCCGCCAGCUGCCAGCACAGAAGCAAACACCUGCAACGUCAGGAUGGAGAAGUUGUACCUGCAUUAUUUGAGAGCAGAGAGUUUUAGGAAAGCUCUGAUUUAUCAAAAGAAGUAUCUCUUACUGUUGAUCGGUGGGUUCCAGGAUUCUGAACAAGAAACACUCUCCAUGAUUGCUCACUUGGGGGUGUUUCCUUCCAAAGCAGAUAAGAAAAUCACCACAUCUCGUCCUUUUACAAAGUUCCGCACGGCUGUCAGGGUGGUCAUCGCAAUAUUAAGAUUACGUUUUUUGGUUAAGAAAUGGCAAGAAGUAGAUCGGAAAGGAGCUCUAGCACCAGGCAAAGCCCCCCGCCCAGGACCCCGAGCGUCUCGGCGGCAGCGGUCACCUGAAUCCAGAGAGUCCCCCCCGACCCGGGAUGUGUCUUCAGGUCACACCAGGGACCCUGCCCGUGGCCCCGGACCUGCAGCAGCAGCCUCCCCGGGCAGGAGGGGAAGAUCCACUCCAUCCCCAAAUUCAAGAUUAGAAAGAUCCCUGACUGCUUCAGAAGAUCCAGAACAUUCCUUGACAGAAUAUAUUCACCAUUUGGAAACGAUCCAGCAAAGACUGGGGGGGUUACCGCCAGAUUUUACUUCAAAGAAAUCCUGCCAUCAGAAGAGUAAACAAUGAAUAAAAUCCGUGUGGCUCUCACCUGGGACGGUUCUAUUUGAGAAAAAGAUUUAUUCUUCUCUUUUCUCAAGGAAGCUCUGGGCUGUCCCCGUGCCGUGGUGCCGCCGUGGGCACCGCCAGGGCAGCAUCCUCUCCUGCGUGCGCCGCUGCACAGCCCGACGGGGCGUUUUCUGUGUCAUCUCUUAGUUCUGCACCGUCACGAGGUCACGCACUCCCCGAGCCGGUGCGUGCCGUUGGGGGAGCUGCCCUGGCCCCUGAGGAGGGUAAGCAGAGAAUGGCUCCCUGUUGUUUACUGAAAGUGUGCAGAUGGAAACUUUGUUUAAAAACAAACACAUACAAAUAAAACCAAAAAGAAGGAAUAAAAUGUAAGCACUAUUUCAUUUGAGAAGAGCCCUUUUGCUGUUCUUAGUUUUGUCCAGUUUGCUUUUCUCACUGGCAAAACAAAACAAAACAAAAUAUAGAAUUUAUGUUAAACUCCUGUAAGUGGAAAACUUUGGUGGAACUCAAAGCUUCCUUCCCUCAGCAAAGACAAAUCGCCACUCGGCUGCUGCUUAAUCAUACUUUCAAGAUGCUGCUGCUGUUUAUCUGCUUUUCAAGACUGUGGCCUUGUGUGUUUUCACCACACUCAUUUGUGCCAGGUAGCAGUAUUUAGCAAGCAGCCUUUACCUCCAAAAUGAACUGAGUAUAGUUAUAAGUAUCUCAGUGUGUUUUUUGGACCUUUGAACAUGGUAUUUAUUUGAACAUAUUUUUCUUCUGGGGUUAGGUUUUAAUAUAAAAUAACUUUUCUUCUAAA
Molecule: messenger RNA, 10535 nt
Organism: Lemur catta (Ring-tailed lemur)
Lineage: Eukaryota; Metazoa; Chordata; Mammalia; Primates; Lemuridae
Gene: PCNT
Product: pericentrin
Exons: 46
Coding region: 125-9742 (3205 amino acids)
Biological process (GO): signal transduction
Molecular function (GO): molecular adaptor activity
Source: RefSeq, a predicted model, not a curated record